CUCGACGCGAUUGUGGUUGCUGCUCGCUCAUGUCUGAAAGAGCCAAUUAAGGUUAUCGCCAUGGGCAAGGCCAAUUAUACCGGAGAUAGCUUUUUGUUGUCUCAGACCCAUUUGCCUCAACUUCAAAGACAUUAUGCCGUAUAACAUUGCUAUGGUCAGUGACUUCUUUUUCCCCCAAUCGGGGGGAAUUGAAAGUCACAUCUACCAAUUGUCAUCCAAACUCAUAGACCGCGGACAUAAAGUCAUCAUCAUCACACAUGCAUACAAAGGUCGAACAGGCGUCCGCUACCUCACCAACGGCUUGAAAAUCUACCACGUCCCCUUCUUCGUCAUCUACCGCGAAACCACAUUCCCUACCGUCUUCUCGUUCUUUCCCAUAUUCCGCAACAUUGUGAUCCGUGAACAAAUUGAGAUUGUUCACGGUCAUGCCAGUCUCAGUAGCUUCUGUGGAGAAGCCAUUCUCCAUGCGCGAACAAUGGGCCUGCGGACCGUCUUUACGGACCACUCUCUUUUCGGAUUCGCCGAUGCUGCCUCCAUUUUGACCAACAAGCUGCUCAAGUUUACAUUGAGUGACGUGGACCAUGCGAUUUGUGUCAGCCAUACUUGUAAGGAGAACACUGUCCUUCGAGCCUCAUUAGACCCCUUGAUGGUAUCAGUCAUUCCAAAUGCCGUCGUCGCGGAGAAUUUCCGCCCGCUCCCAUACAACUCUCGUGCGCUGGAUCAGAUUCCCACAUCCCCUUCUGACCAACGACCACCCCCUACAUCAAUCGGUCCUGAUGAUACGAUCACGAUCGUGGUAAUUUCCCGCCUCUUUUACAACAAGGGCACUGAUCUCCUAAUUGCCGCCAUUCCACGGAUUCUUGCUUUGAAUCCAAAGACUCGCUUCAUCAUCGCUGGGUCUGGACCCAAGGCCAUCGACCUUGAACAGAUGUUAGAACGCAAUGUGCUUCAAGACAAGGUUGAGAUGCUUGGCUCGGUUCGACACGAAGAGGUGCGAGAUGUCAUGGUACGAGGUCACAUCUACCUACAUCCUAGUUUGACGGAAGCGUUUGGUACUGUCAUCGUUGAAGCCGCCAGUUGCGGUUUGUAUGUUGUCUGUACCCGAGUCGGUGGUAUUCCUGAAGUGUUGCCACAGCAUAUGACGACAUUUGCGAAGCCAGAAGAAGACGACCUCGUCGUUGCAACUAGCAAGGCAAUUGCUGCCUUGCGCUCGAAUAAAGUCCGAACGGACCGUUUCCACGACCAAGUGAAAAUGAUGUACUCUUGGCGGGAUGUGGCCGAACGUACCGAAAGAGUCUACCAAGGCAUCACGGGUGAUAUCAGCCCCGAGGAAUUCUACGGCUAUUAUCCAGGUCAAGGUUGGGAGGCUAGUGGAGAUCGUGUACGCAGUUUCGCGCUCAUCGACCGUCUGAAACGGUACUACGGCUGUGGUGUUUGGGCUGGCAAGCUCUUUUGUCUCUGCGUUGUCAUUGACUUCUUGAUCUAUGUCUUCCUCGAAAUGUGGUUCCCCAGAGCAAAUAUCGAUAUUGCUCGAAGCUGGCCGAAGAAGCCGCCAGCAGGGAAAACCCGGACUUCCACCGCCGCUCGCAACAGCCAGUGAAUCCUUGAACCUUGAAGUUGAAUUUCUCGGACGUUUGAUCUCUCUUCGAAGUGGAGAUACGACUUGUACAUAUUUUUCCACAAUUUCGUGCCAUGUAACAUCAUCAGUUUAAUUCGAGCCCAAGUAUGCGCUCCGGAAUAUGGCGCGUUGAUAAAUCCGUCCUCCAUCAUAAUUCCCCCAAUCUAUUCAUUCAUCGCUUGGUACUAGGCUCAGACUUCCACUCGGCAUCCAGAGUCUCAGCAGGCUCUGGCCGCAUGUCCGCCGCAGAGCGAUCUGCCUUGUCACCCCG
Molecule: messenger RNA, 1889 nt
Organism: Penicillium brasilianum
Lineage: Eukaryota; Fungi; Ascomycota; Eurotiomycetes; Eurotiales; Aspergillaceae
Source: the annotation of a GenBank genome assembly